AUGCGUACAUUGAAUGAAAAACAUCCAGGUUAUCAUCUAUUGAAAUAUCUUGGAAAUUCAAAUUUGUUCUAUUAUCCAAUUGCGAGUCAUAGUCAAGAUUUGGAUACUGAAGAGCGUCUGGAAAAGAUCGGUAAUCUUAUAACCGAUGCACAAUUCGAUUCAAAACAACAACAGAUAAAGAAUACUUUAGGGAAUAAAAUUAUUCUUAUUGUUGAAACAUCUAAUCAAGGUCUAUAUCGUGGCAUUCUAUCAAAUAGCUCGUAA
Molecule: messenger RNA, 264 nt
Organism: Rotaria sordida
Lineage: Eukaryota; Metazoa; Rotifera; Eurotatoria; Philodinida; Philodinidae
Source: the annotation of a GenBank genome assembly